Messenger RNA from Opisthocomus hoazin, 14259 nucleotides. The record is from RefSeq and is a predicted model, not a curated record. Lineage: Eukaryota; Metazoa; Chordata; Aves; Opisthocomiformes; Opisthocomidae.
AUGCCGGUUACACAAGUUUUGGAUAAGAUGCAAAAGCUCAAGGAAGAGAGGGAGUCUAAACGUGCUCGGCUGGAUGGCAGGCAUGUUUACUUACUGGAUACCGUUGCCUCUUGUGUGAAUCUGGGCAGAGCAGAAGUGGAAGAUGCUAUUCUUGACGGUAACCAGAUAGAGCGCAUUGACAAAUUCCUGGCCUCUGGAGGUCUGCGUCAUCUGAUGUUCUACUAUCAAGAUGUGGAGGCAACAGAUACAGGGCACUUUGGCCUUCCAGCAACAGGAAUGAACUCUCAUUUGACAAAGAAGAAGCCUAAAGUAUUUGUGACAGAGGGAAAAGAUGUUGCUUUAACUGGUGUAUGUGUUUUCUUCAUUAGAUCUAGUCUUUUUAAACCCAUCACAACUGAGAAUAUCGAUCAGGAAGUAAAUUUUAAUAUGAUGAACGUAGGUCGAGAUGGCUUACUAAAAAGCGUUGAGCAGUUGAUAUCAGGAAUCUUCAUUCCAGCCUUACAGAUUAUGGACCGUGGCUGGGUUGAACUUGGUGAACCUCAACAAGCUUCCAGUAUUAAGAAGGACUUUCUUUGUUCGCUCGAAGCGUUUGUUAGUGUGCUAUCAGGAACUCAGCAAAGCCUAUUGGAAAAGAUCAAUCUGAAGAAAUGUGAAACACAUGAUCUAACAACUUUGAAAGGACCUUCAGAUUACCUGAUGGCUGCUAACAGCAUAGAUGCUCUUGAAAGAAUAGAAGUCUGUAUGAAAGGAUGGACCAAACAAAUUGAACAGAUUCUUGCAGAAAAUGACCAGUUGAGAAAGGAAGCUGACGACCUUGGACCACGAGCAGAGCUUGAUUAUUGGAAAAAGAGAUUGUCGAAAUUCAACUACCUUACGGACCAGCUGAAGAGCCCAGAUGUGAAGGCAGUGCUUGGAGUACUCACUGCUGCUAAAUCCAAACUGCUGAAGAACUGGCGAGCAUUGGAUAUUCGCAUUACAGAUGCAGUAAAUGAAGCUAAAGAUAAUGUGAAGUAUCUAUAUUCUCUGGAAAAAUGUUGUGACCCAUUAUACAACAGUGAUCCUGUGUCCAUGGUGGAUGCUAUUCCAGGACUCAUAAAUGCAAUUAAAAUGAUCCAGAGUAUCUCUCAGUAUUACAACACGUCUGAAAAGAUAUCCUCACUGUUUGUGAAGGUGACCAAUCAGAUGAUCACAGCGUGUAAAUCUUACAUUUCAAACAACAAUACGGCCACAAUCUGGAAUCAACCUCAGGACAGAGUUAUGGAAAAGUUACAAGCAGCCAUUAGACUUAAACAGGAGUAUCAAAAUUGCUUUCACAAGAUGAAAGAGAAAUUGGAACAAAAUCCAAAUGAAAAACAGUUUGAUUUUAGUGAGAUGUAUAUCUUUGGAAAAUUUGAAACUUUUCAUCGUCGUCUAGUAAAGAUAAUAGAUGUUUUCGAUACUAUGAAAACCUACUCAGUUCUACAGGAGUCUAAGAUAGAGGGAUUGGAAGGAAUGAUCACAAAAUAUGAGAGCAUUGUUGAUGUCAUGAAGAAAAGACAUUAUAAUUUCUUGGAUCAACGGAAGACUGAUUUUGACCAAGACUAUGAAGAGUUUUGCAAAGAAAUAAAUGAUCUUCAUGAUCAGUUAAGGAUUUUCAUGGAUAUCACUAUUGAAAAUAUUCUGAACACUGACAGAGCACUGAGUAUGUUGAAGAAAUUUGAAAGAUUACAAAUACUGAAUCUUGGCAUUGAUGAAAAGUAUCAGAAAAUACUUCAGAACUAUGGUCAUGACAUAGAAACUGUGUGUAAGAUCUACACUAGGCAGAAGCAGGACCCUCCACUAGCUCGUAAUCUGCCUCCAAUAGCUGGUAAGAUCUUGUGGGCACGCCACCUAUUCCAUAGGAUCCAGGAGCCCAUGGAGUCUUUCCAGCGGCACCCGGCUGUUCUGCAAACACCAGAUGGCAAGCGCAUAAUCCGCAACUACAACAAAGUAGCAAGAGUUCUAACGGAGUUUGAGGUGGUCUACCACAGGGCAUGGCUUCAGCAGGUUGAAUUGACUAGAAAAGGACUUCAGACAUUUCUUUUGGUAAAAGCUCCAGAAACAGGAGACUUAUUUGUGAAUUUUGACCCUCAAAUAUUAACUUUAAUCAGAGAAACGGAUUGCAUGGCUCACAUGUGCCUUGAAAUCCCACCAUUUGCAAGUAUUAUUCAGGAGCAGAGAGACUGGUAUAAGAAGAUUGUCAACAAUCUGCACAUGAUGCUGGCAGAAUACAAAAGAAUAAAACUGAAAAUACGACACCCUAUUGAACAACUGAUGGCUCCUCGGUUAGCAAAUGUAGAUGAUGCUAUCCAGCCAGGUCUAAUGUUACUGACCUGGACAUCCAUGAAUAUUGAGAAGUAUAUUAAUAUGGUCUUCUACAAGCUAGCUGGGCUGGAGUUAUUGGUUGAUCGAGUGAAUGACUUGGUUGAAUUUCGUAUUGAUGCUGUCCUUCAAGAAAUGAAUAGAGUGCCACUCUGUAAGUUGCCAGAAGAUGAACCACUGAGCUGUGAGGAAUUUCUCCAAAAGACUAAGGAGCUCUGUAUAAAAGGUUCUCGGACUUUGCAUUUAAAAAGCUCACUGGUGGAAGAUGCUGCUAAUGAGCUGAUUAACAUGUUACUUGACACUGAGAUGCAGGUCAGAAAAGAAGCAACAGAAGAGGAAAGACAAUCAAAAAGCUUGACUUCCUCCCACAAUUCUGGUGAGAUAUGGGCUGGACUGUCUCCUGCAGCAAAGAGGAAGAGAAAGGAUUUAGAAAUAUUAGAAGAAGCAGCCAAUGAACUGCUUUCCUACUUCAAUCAUUGCAAUAUCGACGCCCUUUUGAAAGUCACUCGUAACACUCUGGACACCAUACGCAAGCGCAUCCAUGCAUCUUCCAUGAUCAGCUUCUUAGAAAAUCACAAUGCUUCUAAGCAUCCUAUAAUUAGGACUAGUAUUAACCUGUCUAUUCCUAAUAUCAUCAUGACACCCUCUUUGGAUGAGGUACAGCAGACGCUUAAUAAAGCUGUAGAUAGUAUUGUGAAAGUAAUGAAAGGAGUUGGACAGUGGAGUAAGGAGAGACUAUCCAAGAAGAGAAUGUUAGAGAGAAAAGUGGCUGUGCUGCGAUGUGAGAGCAGAGACAGUGAUUCUGAUGAUGGAAUGAGAGAGACUGGAAAGAAAAACAUCCAUGAUAGUGUGUCAGAUGCAGCAUCACUCAGUUUGUCUGAUCCGGUGCAAAGCCAGAACUACUUCAAGAAUGUUUCAGAAAAUAAAGAAAUUAUUAAAUUAGUAUCUUUACUCAGCACUGCUAUUAAUUCUACAAAAAGGGAAGUUCUCACAGCUUUGGAGAGUUUUAGUUGUUACCACCAUAUAUGGCAGAGGGACAAGGAGGAAACCAUUGGUAAAUUAAUGAUGGGAAACCCAUUACUUUCGGAAUUUGAAUCUGAAAUUCUGCAUUUCCAAGGCUUGGAGCUGAAGAUCAGUUCUGAGCCUGAAUACAUCUGCGUGGGAGCUAUUGCACUGUACACUGCUGAUCUGAAGCUAGCACUGCGAGCAGAAACCAAAGCUUGGAUGAAUUUGCUGGGGUGUCAUUGUAAUAAGAAGUACCGAACAGAGAUGGAAGCAAUUUUCACUUUUAUAGAGGAAACCGGCAAGAAGUUAAAUCGCCACAUCAAGGAUCUGGAUGAUAUAAGAAUAGCCAUGUCAGCUUUAAAAGAGAUCAGAGAACUACAGAUCUCCAUAGACUCUCAAAUUGGGCCCAUUGAGGAAUCCUAUGCUAUGUUAAACAAAUAUGAUCUACUUGUGGCCAAGGAAGAGACAGAGAAGGUGGACACUUUGCACUACACUUGGGAAAAACUGCUAGUCCGUGCAAAUGAAGUGCAGAAUGAGCUCAUUGCUUUGCAGCCAAACUUCAGAGGAGAGCUUAUUAACGCUGUGAAGACUUUUACUGAAGACUGCACACAGUUCUGUUCAGAUUAUGAUCAGAAUGGGCCAAUGGUGGUUGGUUUAGAGCCUCAGGAAGCCAGUGACAGGCUUACUAUGUUUCAGAAUCGAUUUGAUAAUCUUUUUCGGAAAUAUAUUACUUAUACUAGUGGGGAAGAUCUUUUUGGUUUGCCUGUUACUCGGUAUCCUCAUCUGCUUGAAAUAAAGAAGCAACUGAAUCUGCUACAGAAACUCUAUAAUCUAUAUAACAAUGUCAUUGACACAGUCAGUGGCUACUAUGAUAUUCUUUGGUCAGAAUUAGACAUUGGAAAAAUUAACAGUGAACUUCUGGAGUUUCAAAACAGAUGCUGUAAGCUUCCUCGUGGUGUAAAGGAAUGGCAAGCCUUUUUGGACCUAAAGAAGACCAUUGAGAACUUCAGUGAAUGUUGCCCAUUGCUUGAGCGUAUGUUGAGUAAAGCAAUGAUGCCUCGACACUGGAAGAGGAUUAUGGAUCUCACUGAACACAACUUUGAUGUGGAAAGUGAAACAUUUAAACUAAGGAAUAUAAUGGAAGCUCCACUAUUAAGAUAUAAAGACGAAAUAGAGGAUAUCUGCAGAAGUGCUGUGAAGGAGAGAGACAUUGAGCAGAAGUUAAAACAAGUGAUAGCUGAGUGGGACAACAAAACAUUUGUCUUCGCAAACUUUAAAACGCGUGGGGAACUUCUUUUAAGAGGUGACAGCACAUCAGAAACAAUUGCUACCAUGGAGGACAGCUUGAUAAUCCUUGGCUCUCUUAUGAGUAACAGAUACAAUACACCCUUCAAGACACAGAUUCAGAAAUGGGUACACUAUCUUUCCAACACAACAGAUAUCAUUGAGAACUGGAUGACCGUGCAGAACUUGUGGAUUUAUUUAGAAGCUGUUUUUGUUGGUGGUGACAUAGCAAAGCAGCUUCCAAAGGAAGCAAAGCGUUUCUCUAACAUUGAUAAAUCCUGGGUGAGGAUCAUGACCCGAGCUCAUGAAACACCUAAUGUUGUUCAGUGCUGCAUUGGAGAUGAGAUUAUGGGACAGCUACUGCCACAUUUACUAGAACAGCUUGAAAUCUGUCAGAAAUCACUCACUGGGUACCUGGAGAAAAAGCGUCUCCUAUUUCCACGAUUCUUCUUUGUGUCAGAUCCUGCUCUCUUAGAAAUUCUUGGCCAGGCAUCAGACUCUCACAACAUACAGGCACAUCUGCUGAAUGUCUUUGAUAACAUUAAAACUGUCAGGUUCCAUGAAAAGAUAUACGAUUGUAUAUUGUCGAUUAGUUCACGAGAGGGUGAGACUGUGGAGCUGACUAGACCUGUAAUGGCUGAAGGUAACGUGGAAGUUUGGCUGAAUUCUCUGUUGAAGGAAUCCCAGCUGUCACUGCAUCAUGUUAUUCGCCAGGCAGCUGCGCACAUCCAGGAAACUAGUUUCCAGUUGUCUGAAUUUCUUUCUACUUACCCAGCCCAGGUUGGAUUGUUGGGAAUCCAAAUGAUUUGGACAAGAGACUCAGAAGAAGCUUUGACUAAUGCCAGGUAUGAUAAAAAAAUUAUGCGAAAGACGAACCAGUUUUUCCUGGAUCUUCUGAACAUGCUGAUAGAUAUGACAACAAUGGACCUUAGCCCAGUCGAGCGAGUUAAAUACGAGACAUUAAUCACUAUUCAUGUACAUCAGAGGGACAUUUUUGAUGGUCUGUGUUGCAUGCACAUCAAGAGCCCUACAGACUUCGAGUGGCUGAAACAAUGUAGAUUUUAUUUUAAUGAAGACUCUGAUAAAAUGAUGAUUAAGAUCACUGAUGUGGUUUUCACAUACCAGAAUGAAUUCUUGGGCUGUACUGACAGGCUUGUCAUAACGCCUCUUACAGACAGAUGUUACAUCACUUUGGCUCAAGCUUUAGGCAUGAACAUGGGUGGAGCACCUGUGGGACCUGCAGGAACUGGAAAAACUGAAACCAUCAAAGACAUGGGACGGUGCCUUGGAAAAUACGUAGUGGUCUUCAACUGUUCAGACCAGAUGGAUUUCCGAGGACUUGGGAGGAUCUUCAAAGGUCUUGCUCAGUCUGGCUCUUGGGGUUGCUUUGAUGAAUUCAAUCGUAUUGAUUUACCAGUAUUAUCGGUAGCUGCACAGCAAAUUGCGAUUGUGUUGACAUGUAAGAAAGAACGUAAAAAAACCUUUGUUUUUACUGAUGGAGAUAAUGUGGAAAUGAACCCAGAAUUUGGCAUCUUUCUUACUAUGAAUCCAGGAUAUGCUGGACGGCAAGAACUUCCUGAAAACCUGAAGAUCAACUUCCGUUCGGUGGCUAUGAUGGUUCCUGAUCGUCAAAUCAUAAUUCGUGUCAAAAUGGCUAGUUGUGGUUUCAUUACUAAUGUUGUAUUGGCAAGGAAAUUCUUUACACUGUACAAGCUGUGUGAAGAACAAUUGUCAAAGCAGGUGCAUUAUGAUUUUGGCUUGCGGAAUAUAUUGUCAGUGCUACGUACAUUAGGAGCAGCAAAGAGGUCAAAUCCCACAGACACUGAAUCUACCAUUGUCAUGCGAGUGCUGAGAGACAUGAACCUGUCUAAACUAAUUGAUGAAGAUGAACCCUUAUUCCUGAGUCUAAUUGAAGACCUGUUUCCAGAUAUCCAGCUUGAUAAAGUAGUCUACCCUGAACUGGAAGCCGCAAUUGACAAACAGGUGGAGGAAUCUGGACUUGUCUGUCAUCCUCCUUGGAAACUGAAAGUUAUCCAACUUUUUGAAACCCAGAGAGUAAGGCAUGGAUUGAUGACACUAGGACCUAGUGGUGCAGGAAAAACUGUUUGCAUCCACACUUUAAUGAAAGCCAUGACAGAUUGUGGACAGCCACAUCGUGAAAUGAGAAUGAAUCCUAAAGCUAUAACGGCUCCACAAAUGUUUGGUCGUCUCGAUGUGGCAACAAAUGAUUGGACAGAUGGAAUAUUUUCAACACUCUGGAGAAAAACUUUAAGAGCCAAGAAAGGUGACCACAUCUGGAUAGUUCUUGAUGGUCCAGUUGAUGCUAUUUGGAUUGAGAACCUUAAUUCUGUCCUGGAUGAUAACAGAACUCUAACGCUAGCAAAUGGAGAUCGGAUACCUAUGGCGCCAAAUUGCAAAAUAGUCUUUGAACCUCAUAAUAUUGAUAAUGCUUCCCCAGCAACAGUUUCAAGGAAUGGGAUGGGAUUUUUGAAAAGACGUUCCUUCCAAGAAGCUCAAAUUCUCCGUCAGCUGUAUUCUUCAUCAUUCCCAGAUUUAUAUCGCUUCAGUAUUCAAUCUCUGCAAUGCAAGACUGAGAUGUUGGAAGCCUUUGUGAUUAUGCAGAGCAUUAAUAUCCUGCAGGGUCUUAUCCCAUCUAAGGAGCAAGGAGGGGAAUUGACUCCAAAAUACUUGGAAAGGCUGUACAUCUUCUCUCUUAUGUGGAGUGUAGGAGCGUUACUAGAACUGGAAGACAGAUGCAGAAUGGAGCACUGGCUUCGAAACCAUGCAACAAUAAAACUUGAUCUUCCCUGUAUCCCAGAAGGCAGUGAAGAUACUGUGUUCGAUUAUUAUGUGGCAUCUGACGGUAAAUGGAUGCACUGGAAUACACGCGUGGAAGAGUAUGUAUAUCCCAGUAGCAGCACUCCAAAGUAUGGCUCCAUUCUUGUGCCUAAUGUUGACAAUGUGAGAAUGGAUUUCCUUAUUGACACCAUUGCGAAACAGGGCAAGGCUGUCUUACUAAUUGGUGAGCAAGGAACUGCAAAGACUGUUAUCAUCAAAGGUUUUAUGUCAAAAUAUAACCCUGAAAGCCACAUGGCUAAGAGUUUGAAUUUUUCAUCUGCAACUACGCCAUUAAUUUUCCAGCGUACAAUAGAAAGUUAUGUGGAGAAGCGCAUGGGUACAACUUACGGUCCGCCUGCAGGCAAAAAGAUGACGGUCUUCAUUGAUGAUGUGAAUAUGCCCCUAAUAAAUGAAUGGGGAGAUCAGGUCACCAAUGAGAUAGUUAGGCAGCUGAUGGAACAGAAUGGACUGUAUAACCUGGAAAAGCCUGGUGAAUUUACCAACAUUGUGGACAUUCAGUUUUUGGCUGCCAUGAUCCAUCCUGGGGGAGGUCGCAAUGACAUUCCACAGAGGCUCAAGAGACAAUUUUCUGUCUUCAACUGUACUUUGCCUUCUAAUUCUUCCAUUGACAAAAUUUUUGGUGUAAUUGGAGAAGGGCACUAUUGUAGUGAGCGGGGAUUUUCAGAAGAUAUAAAGAAAACUGUAGCCAAAUUGGUUCCACUGACACGCAGGCUGUGGCAGGUCACAAAGCUAAAAAUGUUGCCCACGCCAGCCAAGUUCCAUUAUGUUUUCAACCUUCGAGACCUCUCAAGGAUUUGGCAAGGAAUGCUGAACGCUACAUCGGAAGUGAUUAACGAACCAAAGUUAAGUGCAAUACUGAUAAAACUGUGGAAGCAUGAAUGCAAGCGUGUUAUUGCUGAUCGUUUCACAGCCUCGGAGGAUGUAAACUGGUUUGACGCAGCAGUGGCAAAACUCAUUGAAGAGGAAUUUGAAGAAACAAAAGCUUUGCUGGAUCCUGAAUUUAGUGCAUUCUUUGUUGACUUCUUAAGGGAUGCACCUGAAAAAACUGGUGAAAAAUCAGAGGAAGUUCAUUUAGGUAUUCCCAAAAUCUAUGAACCAAUUUGCUCCUUUCAUCAGCUACGAAAUCGUUUAAAUAUGUUUUUACAAACAUACAAUGAGAACAUCCGUGGUACUGGAAUGGACAUGGUUUUCUUUGAGGAUGCUAUGAUUCAUCUGGUCAAGCAACAUUUACAGCUGUGCAGGUCUGAAAUUUAUGCAUUAGCUAGACGUGAGACAGUUUCGAAGAGAAAGAUAGGAAUAAAUGACUGUGAUCUUAUACAGAUUUCUCGGGUGAUUCGCACUCCUCAUGGAAAUGCUCUUUUAGCUGGAGUUGGGGGCUCAGGAAAGCAGAGCUUGACAAGACUGGCAUCUUUCAUAGCUGGCUAUGAUACCUUCCAGAUAAUGUUAACAAGAUCGUACAACACUUUAAACUUGAUGGAAGAUCUGAAACUCUUGUACAGAACAGCAGGACUGCAAGGCAAAGGCAUCUGUUUUCUUUUUACAGACAACGAGAUCAAAGAUGAGUCUUUCUUGGAAUACCUGAACAAUGUUUUAUCAUCAGGAGAGGUAUCAAACUUAUUUGCACGUGAUGAAGUUGAUGAGAUCAUUAGUGACCUCAUAACCACCUUCAAAAAAGAACAUCCACGUAGACUUCCAACCAAUGAGGUUCUGUAUGACUACUUCAUGAGCAGAGUCCGUCAGAACCUUCAUGUGGUUCUUUGCUUUUCACCAGUAGGUGAAAAAUUCCGAAACAGGGCCCUAAAGUUCCCUGCUCUCAUUUCUGGAUGCACUAUAGAUUGGUUCAGCCGAUGGCCUAAGGAUGCUCUAGUGGCAGUAUCUGACCAUUUCCUGUCCUCAUUUGAUAUGGACUGCACUGCUGAUACAAAGAGGGAAAUUGUGCAGUGUAUGGGCUCAUUCCAAGAUGCAGUGGCAGAGAAGUGUUCUGAUUACUUUCAAAGAUACAGACGUUCUACACAUGUGACUCCCAAAUCCUACCUGUCUUUUAUUCAGGGAUAUAAAACCACAUACAAAGAAAAGCAUGCUGAAGUGCAGACAUUAGCGAACAGAAUGAAUACUGGACUGGAAAAAUUGAAAGAGGCCUCUGAGUCAGUGGCUGCUUUAAGCAGAGAGCUGGAGAUAAAAGAAAAGGAACUUCAAAUUGCCAAUGAAAAAGCUGACAUGGUAUUGAAAGAAGUUACUGUGAAAGCACAGGCUGCUGAGAAGGUGAAGGGUGAAGUUCAGAAGGUGAAAGACAAAGCUCAAGCUAUUGUAGACAGUAUCUCGGUUGACAAAGCCAUUGCUGAAGAGAAGUUGGAAGCCGCUAAGCCUGCUUUGAAAGAGGCAGAAGCAGCCUUACAGACAAUAAAGCCUACAGAUAUCGCCACUGUCCGCACACUGGGUCGACCUCCUCACCUCAUUAUGCGUAUCAUGGACUGUGUGUUACUGCUGUUUCAGCGAAAAGUGAACAAUGUGAAAAUUGAUCAGGAAAAAUGCUGUACCAUCCCAUCAUGGCAAGAAUCUUUGAGACUGAUGACAGCAGGGAACUUCUUACAGAACUUGCAGCAAUUUCCAAAGGACACAAUUAAUGAAGAAGUGGUAGAACUUUUGAGCCCUUAUUUUGAAAUGGUGGACUACAACAUCGAGACAGCUAAGAGAGUAUGUGGGAAUGUUGCUGGCCUUUGUUCAUGGACUAAAGCUAUGGCUAUAUUUUUUUCCAUCAACAAAGAAGUAUUACCUUUAAAGGCCAAUUUAGCAAUCCAGGAGAAUCGCCUAACCACUGCUAUGCUGGAUCUGCAGAAAGCUCAAGAAGAACUGGCUGCCAAGCAAGAAGAAUUAGAUAUUGUGCAGGCAGAGUAUGAAAAAGCAAUGAGAGAAAAACAGACUUUGCUUGAAGAUGCUGAGCGUUGCCGUCAUAAAAUGCAAACUGCCUCAAGUCUUAUAAGUGGUUUAGCAGGUGAAAAAGAGAGGUGGACAGAGCAGAGUAAAGAAUUUGCCAUGCAAACCAAGAGGCUAGUGGGUGAUGUACUCUUGGCUACAGCUUUUCUGUCCUAUUCUGGUCCUUUUAACCAAGAGUUCCGCAGUCUGCUAUUAAAUGACUGGCAAAGGGAAAUGAAAAGCCGGAAAAUCCCCUUUAGCAACAACUUGAACCUCAUAGAAAUGUUGACUGAUGCUCCAACUAUCAGUGAAUGGAACCUACAAGGAUUACCAAAUGAUGACUUAUCCAUACAGAAUGGAAUCAUUGUCACUAAAGCAUCCCGUUAUCCUUUAUUGAUCGAUCCACAGGCACAGGGUAAAAUUUGGAUUAAAAACAAGGAAGGCGGAAAUGAACUUCAGAUCACUUCUUUGAAUCACAAGUAUUUUAGAAAUCACUUAGAAGACAGCCUAUCUUUGGGAAGACCUCUUUUGAUAGAAGAUGUUGGAGAAGAGCUUGACCCAGCACUUGAUAAUGUUUUGGAGAGAAACUUCAUUAAAACAGGUUCAGCCAACAAGGUGAAGGUUGGUGAUAAGGAACUAGAUGUUAUGAAUGGCUUCAGACUUUACAUUACUACAAAACUGCCAAAUCCAGGUUACUCUCCUGAAAUUAGUGCUCGAACCUCCAUCAUUGACUUUACUGUGACCAUGAAAGGUCUCGAAAACCAACUCUUAGGCAGAGUCAUUCUCACAGAGAAACAGGAACUAGAGAAAGAAAGAACAGAUCUUAUUGAAGAUGUGACUAUGAACAAAAGGAGGAUUAAAGACCUAGAAGAUAACCUUUUGUUCCGACUUACAAGCACUAAGAGUUCUCUGGCAGAUGAUGAGAGUCUAAUAAUUGUAUUAAGUAGCACUAAGAAGACUGCUGAAGAAGUUACACAGAAACUACAGACUUCUGCUGAAACUGAAGUACAGAUCAACUCAGCCCGUGAAGAGUACAGACCUGUUGCAACUCGAGGUAGCAUCUUAUACUUCCUUAUUACCGAGAUGAGCAUGGUCAAUGUGAUGUAUCAGACUUCGCUUCGGCAGUUUUUGGGGCUUUUUGACCGCUCCCUAGCCAGGUCCACCAAGAGCCCUAUUACUAGCAAGAGGGUUACUAAUAUUAUUGAACAUAUGACGUAUGAAGUGUUCAAAUAUGCUGCCCGAGGACUCUAUGAGGAGCACAAAUUUCUUUUCACAUUAUUACUUACAUUGAAGAUCGAUAUACAAAGAAACAGAGUGAACCAUGCAGAAUUUCUGACACUUAUUAAAGGUGGUGCUUCCCUAGACCUUAAAGCUUGUCCUCCUAAGCCAGCUAAGUGGAUUCUGGAUAUGACUUGGCUAAACUUGGUGGAGCUCAGUAAGCUUAAGCAAUUUUCAGAUAUUCUUGAUGAAAUUUCCAGAGCAGAGAAACGGUGGAAAAUCUGGUUUGAUAGUGAGAAUCCUGAAGAAGAACUGGUUCCUAGUGGCUAUGGUCAAUCCCUGGACUGCUUCAGACAUCUUCUUCUUAUCAGAUCUUGGUGUCCUGACAGGACCAUAGCUCAGGCAAGAAAAUACAUCAUUGACACUAUGGGAGAGAAAUACGCAGAGGGAGUCAUCUUGGACUUGGAGAAGACAUGGGAAGAGUCAGAUCCACAUACUCCUCUCAUAUGCUUUCUUUCCAUGGGCUCUGAUCCUACAGACUCAAUUAUUGCUUUGGGAAAAAGACUUAAGACAGAGACACGUUGUGUUUCCAUGGGCCAGGGGCAAGAAAUCCAUGCUCGUAAACUUCUACAGCAGACAAUGGCUUAUGGAGGUUGGGCACUUCUGCAAAACUGUCACCUUGGACUUGACUUUUUGGAUGAGUUGAUGGACACCGUAAUAGAGACAGAGACUGUCCAUGAAAGCUUUCGACUGUGGAUGACAACUGACAUUCACAAACAGUUCCCCAUCACCCUUCUUCAAAUGUCUAUUAAGUUUACCAAUGAACCACCACAAGGGCUCAGAGCUGGACUAAAGAGAACAUAUAGUGGUGUCAGCCAGGAUUUACUAGAUGUCAGUGACAUGGCACAAUGGAAACCAAUGUUGUAUGCUGUAGCCUUUCUACACUCUACAGUUCAAGAAAGACGCAAGUUUGGAUCUCUGGGUUGGAAUAUACCCUAUGAGUUUAAUCAAGCUGAUUUCAAUGCUACUGUGCAGUUCAUUCAAAACCACUUGGAUGGCAUGGAUGCCAAGAAGGGAAUCUCCUGGAGUACUGUUUGUUAUAUGAUAGGUGAGAUCCAGUAUGGUGGCCGUGUGACGGAUGACUAUGACAAAAGGCUCAUGAACACCUUUGUAAAGUUUUGGUUCAGUGAAAAUAUGUUCAGUCAGGAAUUCAGCUUCUACAAAGGAUACGGCAUACCGAAAUGCACUGUGGUGGAUCAAUACCUGCAGUACAUACAGAGUCUUCCUGCUUAUGACACACCAGAGGUGUUUGGUUUGCACCCCAAUGCAGAUAUCACUUACCAAAGUAAACUUUCCAAAGACGUAUGGGACAUCAUCCUCAGUAUUCAGCCUAAAGAUAGCUCUGGUGGAGGAGGUGAAACCCGAGAAAAGAAGUCCACACCCAUGUUUGUACAGAUUCCCAAAGUAGCCACCGUGCUUAUGUACGCAGUAAAAGAGAAAUUAAAGAACAUGGGACCUUUUCUGCCUAUGAACAUAUUUUUGCGACAGGAGAUUGAACAAAUGCAGAGAGUUAUUUCCUUAGUGAGAAGCACUCUGACUGAUGUAAAACUUGCCAUUGAUGGGACAAUAGUUAUGAGUGAAAAUCUGAGGGAUGCUUUAGACUGCAUGUAUGAUGGAAGGAUUCCUGCUAGCUGGAAAAAAGCAUCUUGGGCUUCUAGUACACUUGGUUUCUGGUUUACUGAGCUUCUAGAAAGAAACCAUCAGUUUUACAGCUGGAUUUUUGAAAGCCGACCAAAUUGCUUCUGGAUGACAGGAUUUUUUAAUCCUCAAGGAUUUUUAACUGCAGUGAGGCAGGAAAUAACAAGGGCUAACAAAGGAUGGGCUCUUGACAGUGUAGUGCUGUGCAAUGAGGUCACUAAAUGGAUGAAGGAUGAUAUCACAAGCCCUCCUUUGGAAGGUGUCUAUGUGUAUGGACUGUAUUUGGAAGGAGCUGGUUGGGACAGAAGAAACAUGAGACUAACUGAGUCUAAGCCCAAGGUGCUCUCUGAGAUGAUGCCGGUUAUAAGGAUAUAUGCAGAGAAUAACACUGUGAAAGAUCCACGUCUGUAUUCAUGUCCAGUCUACAAAAAGACCAUUCGAACAGAUAUGAAUUACAUUGCGGCUGUGGAUCUUAGAACCCUUCAGCCUCCAGAGCACUGGGUGUUGCGUGGGGUAGCACUUCUGUGUGAUGUCAAGCUUGAUUGCGUGAUGGACUCACAGUGCCUAUGGCUACACUGCAAGUGGCAGCAUUUAACGGUUUGUGUUGAGGAACUGGAGGCGUCUGGUGUUUGGAUGCAGUUCUCAGUGAAUUUAAUCGGACUGGUUUUAUUUCUUUUUCUAGUGUGGGUGCAUUGGGAAUAUGAAAAUCAGGCAGUUCAGGGCUUUGGUGCAUGCUACUCUAUCUUGCACCUUGUGGAUUUUACAAGCCAAGCUACAGCAAUGGGACAGUCGAUAAAAACCAUCUUCAUGCUUUUUCUCAAGAAGAAAUUUUUCCUGGCAUUAAGUGGAGAUAACAGAGACCUGAGGAGGGAUCAAGACAAGCAAAAUGAGAACAAAGCAGUUUCUGCCAUUCAUCUAAACAAGGUUAAGACUAAGGGGUAA